This is a messenger RNA of Caenorhabditis bovis, 1965 nucleotides long. The record is from the annotation of a GenBank genome assembly. Lineage: Eukaryota; Metazoa; Nematoda; Chromadorea; Rhabditida; Rhabditidae.
AUGUUUUCUUUACAUGUUUAUAAUUCUAAUAAAAACAGCAUUUCAGAAAAUAAGUUAAAACAAGUCAAAAGUCAAAAGAAAAUCACUUCUAAAACAUUGAUUGCUGAUAUCGAAUCAUUAAAAAACGACCAAUUGUUUAAAUUACUUUCUAAUUCUCAAGAAGUUCCAUUGACGAAAGAAGAGCAGAAGUUUGAGAACGAUUUUGUUCAAGAAGAAACACGUCUCGACAAAACUAUCGAGCCCAGUUUGAUAAGAAAAAAAAUUGCACCACAAACGUGUGCCAUCAACAAAUCUGAGCUUGCUUCAAUCGUAAAGUACGAUCUGACUCAGAAACUUCACGAAUUUUAUCGUCAAUUAGACGAAACCGACGAAGAUCGUAAAGAAUCAUUUCAAAUUCUUCAAGACAUUCAAAGUGUAGGAGAAGAGCUUUCACGUCAAAAGAAAAAGUCGAAACACUGGGUGAAAAAAGAUUUGACAAAGCUUUUACCACUUGAUCCUUCUAAUCGUGCAAAUGUUUUCGAAGUUGCAUGUUCGGACGCUUGUUUGGAACUUACUCACGAAAAUUUAGCGAUUCUAGUUGUGUUCUGGAUUGAAGUGAAUAAAACUAGCACUCCAACAAAAUGUUUCGGCACGAUAUUCCGCGUUUAUAAAAAUCUUGAAAUCAAAUUGGCCAAAUUCAUUGAAGCGCCUUCAAUGAUUGGUUACUGUAGAUUAACUGAUAGAAGAUGUUUUAUUGAAAAUCAGUUAUGCCUUCUUGUAUUUUCAAAAGGCGCCGAAGUUUCGGCAUAUACUGUCAAGCCUGAUUGUAUUGAACAAAUCGAAGACGUAUUUGAGUGGUUUCCAUCAUUGGCUCUCACCAAAUUACCUGGAGGCGCUGUCAAUUCAUCAUGUCGCAUCAGUGGUGGAUACAGAUUUAGUGCCGUCGGCUUGGAUACUGGAAUUCUCAUCGUAUCCGUGUGUGUUUUUGAAGGAAAUGUUAUUCUCGACAGUAUUCGCUUGAAAUUUGGUUUUCCCAUGACAGUUGUCGAGUUUUUGCCUGAAAUCGCCCCAAACGUUCAACGCAUUUUAUUGUCCUCUUAUAUGGGUCCUGCAGCGAUAUGGAGAAUUCAUUUCGAGAAUGACAAACUUCGAUACGAACCUGAAUCAAUUUUAGAUGAUUCUCAGUAUCACGAUUCGGUACUCUGCGCUUGUAUAUAUAGAUUUUACCAUGGCGCUCCACCUUGGAUUUUGCUUGGAACAUAUUCAGGGAAAAUUCUACGAUACAAGUUGCCAAUGCCUACGACCAAUGUUCGGAAAACAGAACGAUAUCUUAAAAUGAUUGGUACACCUUUUAUGGCACUGAAGAAUAAACCAAUUUAUUCUAUAAAGCAAUCCGGACUGAAUGAGAUAAGUGUAACAACUCCAUUUGGAAUGACAGUUCUUCGCGAGGAUAUCAAUGGAUUUUCUACAUCACCAUUCGUAAAAGCCCUUGAAAACUAUCAGUGGAAAAUCUUGAGAAAAAACAAAAAGAAACGAGCUGAUUUCGAUUUGAAAAUGGUGCAAAGAAUCUCUAUGGAAUCAGAUUCAUUAGAAUGCCGUCCACGGGCGGGAUCCACAGUUUCAAGUAUAACAAAUCGAACUCUCGAGGAGGAAUUGAUAGCGACACGACGUCGUAUGACGAUGCCUAGUUACACUCAAGGCCGCCCAUCACCACUGAUGUCGGCGAAUAAUUCGUCCUCAAAGCUGAAGCAACUCGAUUUGAAUACGGCUGAAAUUUUUUACCAAGACGGACCAAACGAGCCUGGAUUGGAAAUGAGGAGCCCGACUAAAUCAGCACAGACAUCGUCGCCUAGAAUGGGACCAAUUCAAGAAGCAGGAACGUCGUCCCCGAAUCCUACCGAAUCACGAAGGCUAAAUAUUUUCCGAUUUGCUAGUAAAAAGUCGCUAAGUCAAUCCGAUCAGCCUCUUGGUCGAGUGUUCAAAUAA